This is a messenger RNA of Bombyx mori (domestic silkworm), 6859 nucleotides long. RefSeq names its product circumsporozoite protein. NCBI's taxonomy places the organism in Eukaryota, Metazoa, Arthropoda, Insecta, Lepidoptera, Bombycidae. The record is from RefSeq and is a predicted model, not a curated record. The coding region runs from base 244 to 1695 and encodes 483 amino acids. The transcript is spliced from 5 exons.
UACCUUUGUAAAAAAAACAUUACUUCAGAUUUUUAAAUCAAAAUCUAUAAAGUAUGGGCUAUGAUCCCUUUGCCUAUGAAAUUGGACAUAAAAAGUUUUAGGGUUGAAGGAAGUCAGUUGAAGAAGACAGAAAGAAUAGAUGUUUUUUUGACGAAAAUCGAAGUGCAUGCAAUUUUAAAUAAAAAUACUGAGAGUUCUGGUUUCAAAGAUUCACUCACUAAAGUUUGUGCUAAAUAAAACAAGAUGUUUCGAUACGUACUCACAAUCCUCUUAAUAAAUUCAUGCUAUCGCAGCUUAGGUGUGCCUUCCACACCGAAGCCAGUUUCGGCAUUGUUGAAAGAACUUUCAGAUCGUUGUGAAAAUCAGUUUUUGAAUAAGCAAAUUAAGUCGGCCAUAGAUCAGUGUCCGCAAGACCCGCGGAAAGAAUUUAAAUGUUUGCUGUUUUAUGAUAUGGCCAACCGCUUGUGCUUGGCCACUAAUACGUCACAAAUUACUUUAAAGGAAGAUUACGUAGCCGAAAUUAAUAAGGAACAGACCUUGGACAAUGUGUGUUCAGAAGCGAAAAACUGGGUCCUAUCAAAAUUUACUGACUAUAAACUUUACUCAAGUAAAAUUCUACAAGUUGGAUGCUCUGAUGUUUGUGGUGUCGACGUUUGGACUAAUUUAGAUGUUAACUUUUAUUGUAAAUUUUACAAAUGGGGUGACGAAUUAUUGAAAACUCAACCACAUGUUGUGGCCAAUUCAGGCCAUGAGAGCAUAAUUAAGACCAUAUCUGAGCCAAAACAAAAUGACUCACUUGAUAUCAUUGUCAGUGCAGGAACUAAUGAAAAACCUAAAGACAAAGCUAUUCAGUCACCAGAAGGUUCAUCCAGUCCAAUUAAUGCUAGUUCAAAAUUACCACCAGUAAAUGAGCAAGAAACCCUUAAGCAAGCUAAGUCAAAUCAAGACCAGGAACUAAAAAGUGAUGUACUACCUGAAUUAAAACCCAAUGUGCCUCAGAAUGUAAUACCAAAUGCAUCAUCUGAUAAACAACCUCAAGUUGUCAAACAGGUUCCAUUUAUUGCUCCAGUUGCUGAGAAAAUCGAGAAACAUGAAGAACCAAAAUCAAACAGUGUAAUUGAAAAUCCAAAUAUCAACCCCCAAGAAGAUAUUGAUGACUACCCAGGAAAUGAUGAUUCUGAGAUUCCCAAAAAUGAUCCUGAUGCUGCUGAUGAAGACAAUGUGGAGGAUCCAGGUUUUGAGGAUGAUAAACAACAAAAGGAGAAAAAGGAUGAUAAGAUUAAUGCAAAGGUAGUGCCGGUUAUAUCAAAUCCUAACGAUCCUCCGCAAAAAGCAUCUAAAGAAGAAAAUGAACAGUUUGAAGAGAAUAAACAGGACAAUAUUAAAGUUGAACCAGCAAUGCCAUCAUUUAGAGAAGUAAAACAUACAGAGUUCUACCCGAGCACUAUCCAAGAUGGAUAUCCGGAUGACGAUCACUUCUUCACGUUUUUCCUGACCGCUGUUAUUUUGGUUGUAGUCAUUUACGUAUUGUAUUACAACAAGAGCAGAGUUGGAAAAUUGGUUCUCGGUCUGAUCGUCGAAGGACGUCAAGGUAGAAGGAGAAACAGCAGAGGUCAUGCUUAUCGUCGCUUAGAUACAUUAGAACAAGCUAUGAGUUCCAAUACUACAGCACCACCGAGCAAAAUCAUAUACUAAACUAUAUAGUGAAAAUAGCUCGUUUCUUAACAAGAUUUCAUGUUAUUCACAUCAAGUAAAACAUUUUUAACAAUACAAUAAAAGUCUGCUUUAAAUCUGCAAAAUUUGAACACAACAUUCUUAACAUUUUAUAACGUGUCUUUGUUUCCGUAUUCGAGCCAACUAUGCUCAACUUAAAGCUGCUAGAAAGUUUACGAAUAUAAAAUAAUAUCCUGAAAAUACGAUUUCAAAUAAAUUAAAAUUAUUGGAAAAUAAUAAUUUUGAAAAUAAUAUACGAUAUUAAUAAUAAUAAAAAAAAUUUUUUUUUUUUUUAAAUAGCAUCCUCAUUGGAAAUGUAUGACUAAUAUUUGAGGAGUCUAAUUAAUUCAAUUAAGUGUUGCCUGCAGUAAACUAAGGUUUAUUUUUUUAAUUGCACAUUCAUUUUGCCUAUGUAUUAUUUUUAAAAAAGUAUCUAUCGAUAUUAUAAAGUUUAAAACGGCUGAGUUAAUUAAUUGAUGUCGGCGAUCAAAUCAAACUAUAAUUAUUACUUUGCAUGUUUUUAAUGGAAUACAUUCAUUUAUUUUUUAUACUGUAGCCCUCUUUUGUUCUUUUCUGUUUCAGUGAAUGAAAAUCAAACAGUUUAUAAAUAUUACAGUACAGUUCAAUAUUUACAAAAUAGUUUUCUCAUGACUUGCCUUUUUAAUUUAUUUUCGACAUAUAAAUAAAACAAGGCUUGAAAUACUUGUGCGUAUUAGUUAAUUAUUUGGUGGUUGACAAAAUAAAAAUCAUGGUGAAGAAUAGUUUAUUCUCACUAGGAAUUUGCCAUUUUUAAUGAUAUGUAUAUUGUAAUGGCACGACUCCUUUCCCUUUGAAUUAUGUUGGCAUGUAUAAGAAUAGCAAAAUAUUUUUUCUCAAAAAAGAGGAUCUUAUAAUUCUUCAGAAUAGAUAGAUGACAGUAAGUUUGAUGAUAGUAUUGCUGCUCCGCUAACCGCAGCUUAGAUUUCUUUGUAUGAUCCAAUCGAAGUACAAUAUAGCUUAGAAUAAAGAUUAAGUCUAAAAUGAAUUUACUUAUUUGACCUGUGAUUUUAUUAACGAACGGAAAACUUAAUGCGAUUUUUUUAUUUGUACAUUAUUUUCGCGUAACAUUUAUUCCUAUUAAAAUUCCUUAUUUAUUUAACUUAUAUUUAUAUAUUUAAAUUAAUAUAAUAAUUAAAAUAAAUUAUGCAUAUAGGCAUGUAUGUUUUAAGUUAUCAUAGUACAUAAAGAUUAUAAUUAGAUACACUAGUCCAUAGUCACUUGUAAUGCGUUUAUUGUUGAAUGAAUAAAUGUCCAUUAUGUGUUAUGUGGUCUAAAAUCCACUAUUUGUUAUGAAAUAUUGUGUAAAGAUUUUGAUAAAAUUUUAAUUUCGGAUUUUAUCUCUUUUUUCACAUUAUUUCAGUAGAACAAUGAGUACAGGAGUUUAAUUAUUAUAUUCUCUAAAUUUCUCACUAUUUCAAAGAAAACCAUUACUGGUGAUCGGAAAAUGUUUUGUGAAAUUCGAUGUCCCCGCUUAAAGUAGUUGAUAAUUAUAAUAUUUGCAAUUAAUUUGCUAGAUUGUGUUUAGCGUUCAACUUACUGAUGUAAGGCCUCAUUAGCAAUUGAUUGGCUCGUGAAUAAUAUUGGUAUAGAGCUAAAUCCGAUUAAACAGAAUGUGGUUAGAAAAAUAGCUUUAUCGAUUUUGGAUUGUUUAUGAUUAUUAAAAACAUAAUUGACACAAGGAAAGUUUAUUGUAUACUAGUCCGGUCUAUUUACACAUUCAAGUUUACAUAAAUUCCCAUAAAGCUGAAUAUUGGCAUAGUUGUUCAAAACAUCAUUAUAAAGAAAAUCUCAAAAGUCCUCAUCGUUCCGAGGUGUGCUAAAAAUUUGGCACGGGGUCAAAGGUCAAAAAAAUGAGUUUUUUGCGAUUUUUAGCGAAACGGUGAGUUUUUUCGCAAAAUUACCCCAGUACAAAAUUGUAGAUCACAAAAUUCUCUACAAAAAAUAUAUCAAUAAUUUUUUUCCUAAAAGCCACCAUUUUGGAGAUAUAACGUUCCGAAAAGUUGGAUCAGUCGUAAUCCCUCUAUUUUGCACACGUUUCCACGCCACCUAUGAGGUAGUGUACAAAGCGCGUUUUUUUUAACGUGGUUUCCCCAGUAGGCCUAUUCCACGGGUCUGCUGAGAUUUUAUAUGUUUUAAAACUAUUGCAAAAUAAUAUUAUAUAUUAUAGUGGGCAAAAACAACGGCGGUGUAAUUAAAUAAAAUACUUAAAAUAAAAAGUUAGUCGUCUGAUUCAUAACUGUCCAAGAUUUCUGUUUCUUCUUCUUCUUGAUCUUCUUCUCCUUCUUCUUCCUGUUCAUCCUCUUGUUCUUCUUCUUCUUCUUGUUCUAUUUCACACGUAAACUGCCCCAAUAGCGAUUCCUGAUCGGUAUCAAACGAAUCUUCAAGAGUUGGUGACUCAACAUUCGAGCAUGAUCGGCCUUGACAGUGUGUGCCAGGGAACAAAACAGUCCAACUUUUCUGCAACCACAUUUUGCACUACACCCUUUCUUGCAGUUGCAAAAUAUUGUGUUGAGAAGUUUCUCAGGUGCUGGUGGAAGUAAAGUUUGAACUGGCUCUAGUGUAUUGUCGAUCAACUUCCAACCCCAGUCUUUAGGGUCCAGCUGAUUACCAAGCCACACUUGAACUUGGUAAUAUACCCGAAACAGAUGUUGAUGAGCAGCUACUGAGGUUGGAGGAAGAGAAGCUAAGUUGACUUGUUUUUUAUUACGCGUAUUUUUCACGAAAGAUGUGUAUCGCAACUUAUCUAAGCAAGUGGUUUUUUUGGGGGCUCCGUACAUAGCAAGAAGAAAUUGAACUCCGUUGGUGAUAACAUGUUGUUGAGUUGAAUUACUAUUUUUAAAAACUUCAGCACAUUGUAGUAAAUCUUUUUUUUCAAACAUUUUGAAAACUGUUGUUUUUCCUCUCCUGUAAAAAGCAGAUGUCGUAUCGCAGCCAGUUAUUGCGUGUAGAAACAAUACAUGAUUUUGACAUUUAGGAAAAUUGGAUAAACUGUUUGAUGAAUAUAUUUCCGAUUGAUUUUGGGCUUUUCCGGGUUUAAAAAAAUAAAUAAUUUUUUCAGUUGGAGUUCGAGCAGUAAGCAAGACGAGUAAAUCAUCGAGUAAACAUCCUCACCAACAACAACAGUUGUAUUUGUCACACUGAAUUUCUUUAUCGCUGUUUCAAUAAUCAAUACAUCAGCAUCAUCAUUAGCUUGUUCAACGGAUAUAUUCUCAGCAGUAAAUUUUGCUUUCAACAUCGAAAUAAACCUAGAUUUAUUGUGAUUAUUUGCAAAGAAUUUCUGUUGACUGGUAGGAACUGUCAUUGAUUCAUCGAAUAUAAUAUCAGAAGAAGUUGAUGAAGCAGCAUUUCGACGGCGUUGCUCUGCUGCUUUAAUAUUUCUCGUAUAAUCAUCAUAUCCGUCAAAUACGACAGUAACUCUGGAACCAAAAUGUCGACGUACAUAUUGAACGUAUUUAUCUAAGAUAACGUUAAAUGUUUCCUCGCUAUCCCACACCACUCGAUGUAAUAAGAAUCCUCCGUCAAUUAUGUACGUUGAAUUAGUGUUAUUAAUAUCAACAUUUAUAAUCUGAAAACAAUCGUAAAUAGCCGACUUCUGGGUCUUGCGCAUUCCAAUGUCAUCAAAUAAUGUUAACGGAUAAGGAGCUAAUUCAUACUCGAAAUAUUUCUCAAUUUCAUCUUGAAAAGCCGCAGUAACACUCAUACGUUGGAAUAAUAACACUGGGUCAACAGGUACUUUUUCUUCGUGAACUUUUACGGUGCUACUCAUAGCUAAAAGAGGAACAACUUUGUCAGCGCGUUUAAGUUUAAUAUCUUUAAAUGUCAGUCCAGUUAUUUUAGCAAUAGAGAUAAGCCCAAGUUCACGUGCUUUAUAGCAAUUAAUUGUAUUAUCACCAACGACACCACUUGCAAUCGAGAUGACUUUGUUAACCUCUGGGAAAGGAUCAUGAAUCGAGAACCACUCAAGAAGCAUUCGUAUGUCUUUAGCGUCUUUUUUUACACGUGAAUCACUGGCAUCAACAUGCUGUUCAGUCGUAUCCAUCCUAACAUUAGCAAGAUCUUCUAAUUUCUCACAAACUGUGUUCAUUGCAUGCAUGCUGUAAACCCAUUUACUGAUUACACUUUGUUUUGUACUUCUUCCUCGAGCAAUACCUCCAUCUGUCUUCAUGGCUUUCAUCAUAGACUGUUCGAUAACCAUGUCUGUAGAAGUUCCACAACUCAAUUUAUCUGAGCGUCUCACGGUGAAAAAUCCUUCGGUAAAUUUUUCGUAAACUUCAGGAUCCAUCGAGUCCUGUAAUUGCAUCAUGUCUUGUAAAUACAAGUGUGCAGAUUUAGCAUAUGGAAAAUGUCCUGACGAGUGGAAAUAAGGUAACAUUUCUUUUACACAACUUAAAUGAGCUUUCCAGUCCCCCAUACGCUCAGCUCUCAAAAAUUCUUUUGCAAGUGAAACCAUAUUAAAAUAUUGUAUCCAAAGUUGCGCUGUUGGUCCUCGUUCCUCAAAAUCUUUCAAUUUCAUAUUAAAUUUAUGAAGUAAAGCACCUGAUACUUCAUUAUCAUUUUCAAUAUCUGAAUAUGAAAGAGUGCUAUCUAAUAUAUGGUCAAUAUUUAUGAUUAAAUCUGCUCCCAUGAUAUCAUUAAUAUCUAUUGUUUUUAAUAUUGUAAUUGCUAAAGCCAGCUGGAGUAGUGUAUGUGCUCGAACAGCUCUUGCGUAAGCAUGACCAUUGAGCAUUUUUUCUAAUGACUUUGGUGCAUAGAUUUCUGAGAGUACUUCUUUUAUCCCGCUACCUUGCAUAAUAUAACCAAUUGCUCCGAGAUAAGACAUGAGUAGAUGAAAUCCUCCAAGUCUGACAAUAAUCUUCGAUACUUCAGAGCCGUCAGGUGCGGCUGAUACAAUUUCUCGAGCUUUCGCAUACAAGGGUUGGUCGAAAGUCACGAUGCAUACAGUGUGGCCGUAACGUUUCGCGUUCUCUAAUGCACAAAGUAAAGUCGUAUAGACAGUAUUAUAGUUACUAGCUGGUUGAUGGAUGAAUGGUAAAAAUGUAAUCUGAGAUUUUGAAUAAUUUGUAUGGUAAUUUGUUAAGCGCUCAAUAAAACCGUUCCAACCAGGUAA